AACCGAAGUAUUGAUUUAAAUGCGCAAUAUCAUAUAACGAUAGUCCCAUUUAGAAAUGCGAACACUGCUGUUUGUAACUUGACAUAGUGCUAUUACGAAGAACGUAUUGUUCUAGAAUCUGUCACGCUGAGAGAAAAGGUGUAUAACAAAAAGGAGAUUAGAAAACAUGGUUGGACCAAAUAUUUCUUUGUGACUAACCGUUCCAGAAGGUGGAACAUCCUCUGUACAGGGUACAUCUUUUAGGACACCUUCAGAACACGAACGUGUAAAUCCGGAACUCGCAACGUUUUGCAAAGUAUAUCCUGUGAGCCCUGUAACAGGGCCAGGUGCAGCGAGAUCCGUAUGGGAAUUAAGUCCAGAUCCCGACAUGGUCGGGCAUCUACCAAAUACUCCAAUUUCUAGCACUACUCAUCACAGUCAUGAACCACCUAAAGGCACUGAAUUAAGAUCUAGAAAUGGCCCUGAUGAUAAUAUUUAUGCCGAUGAAACUGCACCAGGUCAAACUCCAUCUGAUGAAACAAAACAAAUAUUUGAACUUCUUAGAGCUGGUGAGAUUGGGGCAGUCGAUGAAUUGGUAGAAAAAAAUGGUUUAAGUGUAUUAAGUGCAAGAGACGAAUGGGGAUAUACUCCUGCCCACUGGGCUGCUCUGGAUGGAAAUAUUGAAGUAAUGAGAUAUUUAAUAGAACGAAAUGGACCAGUUGAUCUUUCUUGUCUUGGAACUCAAGGACCAAGACCGAUACAUUGGGCUUGUCGAAAAGGUCAUAGUGCAAUAGUUCAGCUAUUGUUAAAGGCUGGAGUUGCUGUUAAUGCAGCGGAUUUUAAAGGUUUAACACCACUCAUGACUGCUUGUAUGUUUGGAAAAUUUGCAACAGCAGCAUUUUUGUUAGGAUCUGGUGCACUAGGACAUUUAACAGAUAUAAAUGGAGAUACUGCACUUCAUUGGGCUGCAUAUAAAGGUCAUGCAGAAUUAAUAAGAUUACUUAUGUAUAGUGGAGUAGAUUUGCAAAAACCAGAUUACUUUGGAUCCACUCCACUACACUUAGCGUGUCUUUCUAGAAAUGUCAGUUGUGUAAAAAUAUUAUGUGAAAAAAGCAAGAUUGAACUAGAACCUCGUGAUAAAAAUGGUAAAACACCAUUACAAUUGGCAAAAAGUCACAGACAUUCAGAAAUUGUAAGAAUACUACAAGCUGAACAGAAACGGCGAGCUAGAUGGAUUCCGCCGAUUAACGAACUGUGGGCAUUAUUAUUUGGUGGAGCUGGAAACAGUAAAGGUCCUAUAUUAUUAUUUAUGAUAUCCGUCCUUUUAUGGGGAUAUCCAAUGUAUUUAUUAAAAUGUAUUCCAUUAACAUGGAAUCUUUUACGUGGCAGUCACUAUUGUUUUAUUUAUUGGAACAUUGUUAUGUGGAUCUCAUGGAUUGUAGCAAACAGAAGAGAUCCUGGUUAUGUACCCCAGAAUAGUGAAACCUAUUAUAGAGCAAUUAAACAAAUUCCAUAUUUUGAUAAAUGGAAAAAAAGAAAUGUUGUAUUGUCACGUUUGUGUCAUAGCUGUAGGUGUUUUAGGCCUUUAAGAGCUAAGCAUUGCAGAAUCUGCAACAGAUGUGUUACAUAUUUUGAUCAUCACUGCCCAUUUAUAUAUAACUGUGUAGGUUUGAGAAACAGAAUGUGGUUCUUUCUUUUUGUUAUGUGUGUAGCAAUAAAUUGUUCAUUCACUAUUUAUUUUGCUUGCUAUUGUAUGGCAAUUGAAGGAAUCCAAUUAUUAUAUGUAUUGGGUGUACUAGAAGCAUUAGUAUUCUGUGGGCUUGGAUGGAUUUUGACAUGUACUUCAGUCUUACAUGCGUGUAUGAAUUUAACAACAAAUGAAAUGUUUAAUUAUAAACGGUACUCGUAUUUACGAGACAAAAAAGGAAGAUAUUUGAAUCCCUUUAGUAGAGGUCCUGUUCUCAACUUUAUAGAAUUCUUUUUAUGUCCUCCAAAUCAUCAAACAAAUGAUCCACAAAACUACCAGAUACUUUCAGAAGAUAUUAUGUAAAUAAUGAUAAAUUGCAAUUACUAUAUUUCAGUAAUACUACACCUCUAAGAAAUUGAAAAUGUUAUUAACUAAGCAAUUAACAUUGUCAACUGUCACAUAUGUACCUGCACAUAAUCUCGAUGAUUAUUGCUUUUAAUAUUAUAGCUUUUUACUCAUGAUAUUAAAUAAGAAAUGAUUCAAUAAAUAAUUUAUUAAUUUAUA
Molecule: messenger RNA, 2230 nt
Organism: Bombus impatiens (common eastern bumble bee)
Lineage: Eukaryota; Metazoa; Arthropoda; Insecta; Hymenoptera; Apidae
Gene: Patsas
Product: probable protein S-acyltransferase 23
Exons: 9
Coding region: 368-2029 (553 amino acids)
Biological process (GO): protein palmitoylation
Cellular component (GO): Golgi membrane
Molecular function (GO): protein binding; palmitoyltransferase activity
Source: RefSeq, a predicted model, not a curated record